Passer domesticus (house sparrow) is the source of this 3694-nucleotide messenger RNA. Its product is annotated as early activation antigen CD69-like. The coding region runs from base 2305 to 3348 and encodes 347 amino acids. The transcript is spliced from 5 exons. NCBI's taxonomy places the organism in Eukaryota, Metazoa, Chordata, Aves, Passeriformes, Passeridae. The record is from RefSeq and is a predicted model, not a curated record.
CUGUUUCAGCUGGGUCUGUCUCAUCUCUAGAAGGAAAUACCUACAUCUUGGAAUGUAAACAGACAUAUUGAAACAAAAUUAACUUGGGACUUAAGAUUAAUUGCAGUGCAAUUCAAUGUCACCAGAGUAGCUUUGGAGGUACACUUAAGAGAACUUAAAGUUAACAUCUUUAAUACUGAAUAAAAAGUGAUCUUAUGAAACUGGAACUGAACGUGAAAAGGGUUAAAGUGAAGAAGACUGAAACUUGACCUCGUUCAAAUUCAGCAACACUCAAACCUGACAGAAAUCCACCUCGACAUAAAUGACUCUUAACAAAAUUAACUCAAUAGAGUAAGACAUAACUUUACUCACAUCUAACUUUGCUUAAUCUUAGCAACACUGAAAUCAUAACCAAACAGAACCGAACUAACAAUCCAUAUCCUUAAAAGUCUGGAUGUAACCGCAGUGGGCUCGCCCUGCGCUAUGCCGAGCCACAGCGACUCGGGCUCAGGUCCGCAGUGCGGCCGGCAGCGCCAGAGCGGGGACAGGAGCCGAUCCCGGGCAGGGCAGCGGGGACCGCCGGGAGAGCGGGCGGGAGCCGGAUGGCCGCGCCUCCGAGCCCAGCGUGACUGCGAUCCCGAACGCCGAUUGGGCCGAGAGCCGCCCACAAGUUCUGUUCAAAUUUUUGGCGGCGGCGCAUUCGUGUCCCUGCGGAGCAGAGGCGGCUCCCGGAGCUCGGAGGGGGCUCCCGCCAGGUGGGAUGGGGGGUUGUGCUCCGGGGCUCGCUGCGGGCGGAGGGGCCGCGCUGAGGGGCACGGGGGGUUCUGGCGAGUUCCUUGUGCCGGCUGCCCCCGGUCACUGGUGUGAAAACCAGAAUUCACUGCUUAGUGGUUUUAAAAGCUUAAUUAUAAUAGUAAUGAUAGUGAUAGGAUAAAAAUGGGCAAUAUUGCCAGCGCUGGGUGCUCCUGGUAAACAGCCAAAGAACACACAAGGAUAUACAGACAAUGUUAUAUUAAUACUGUUACCUCGCUAAGAGACAUGUAUAUUCAUGUCUUUCAUGCAUUAUUCAAACAUUCUUUCGAUCUUUCUGAUGUUUUGGGAGCUCCUUUAGGACUUCUUCACACUCCAGCUUAUCUGCAUGACUUCCUGCGUGCACGGUCAAUAUAUUUUAUUUCUUUUGGGGCCUCCAUCCUGCUGUUUCACAUCCUCUGAUAAGAUUUUAGCUGGCCUCCUUAAUUUUAACAUGGUAUUCUCUGCUUGUCCUCCGGUGCUCUGGUUUGUGUCACAGUUAUCUCACCACUUGUGUGAGAAACAGCUGCUCGCUUUGAAAAUUUAAAAAGGUUUAUUAAACCUUAAGAAAACUACAACAAAGGACUAAAUAAGAAAAAAGCUGCAGCGCUGAGAAAUGCCCCUCGUGCAUAGCAGGUGGCCAGUCGUCUUCACGAUGGAUGCUCAGGCUUUUAUACCCCUGGGGUUGCAUCAGCCAGCCCUGGCCCCUCCCAAAGUCUGUCAGUCAGCUCUUCUUUGCCAUUUAUUGGUGGAAGUUGGUUUCUUGUAACUUGAUUGGAGGUCAGGUGUUGCCUUGCCUCACUCCUUCAGCAACAAGCCCCAUGCAAGGUGCUCAUGUGCACGCCUUCUUCUGCCUGUCCUGGACACCCCCUGCUGUCUGAUGGGUACAAUACAAAGGGAAAAGGGAACUAUGGGGAAAACAGAGGACAUCUGAACUACAACAACAUAACUAUACAUCACUAAAGCUUUUCUUAAUAUUCACACAAUAUUACCCUUUCAAUUGCUAGAGCAAAUAACCUCAUUAUCUACCUAUAACAAUUGGAUGGGUGGCUCAGUGGAUAACUUUACACUGUUUUUAGUUGCACAAAAGCCUUUUUCACAUCUGAUAUUUUGUUAGGGUAGAUAACAGUGCAUUCAUCACACUGCUAUUUCCAUAAGUGAUACAUAGAUGUCAUAUACUUUACACUACUAUGGCUGUGAGCAAUGCAGUGCAUAAUUAAGCUGAUACAUUAUAUUACAUUAUAUUAUAUUGUAUUGUAAUAUAUUAUAUUAUAUUAUAUUAUAUUAUAUUAUAUUAUAUUAUAUUAUAUUAUAUUAUAUUAUAUUAUAUUAUAUUAAGUAUUGACCUAAAAAGAGUUAUAAUUGAUACUAUAUCGAAAUAGCUAUAAUCGCUAACAACAUGCAUGGGCUAAUAGGUAAAUGUGAAAGCCAAAGUUAUCGGGUCGUUUUUCACCCGGGCAGGGAGCCCCAGCGGCCGUGCCGGCUGAGCUCGGUGUCGCCGGGCUGCCAGGCGCCGGGGCAGGGAAUGCGGGGACAAUGGCGAGCAGCCGGCGCUGCUGGCUCCUGGCCCUCGGCAGGCGCACUCGGAGCCGCAGCUGCCCCGGGCCAGCAGCAGGCGGCAGCUCGCAGCGCUGUCAGCGCCUGUCCCGGCACGGAGCUGGGCUGCAGCGGCUGCGGAGCCCCCGGGCCGGGGCUGCGGGCACCGCGCAGCUCCCGCAGGCUGCGCUUGUCUCCGCAGCUGCUGCCGCAGCUCUGGGCAGCGGGGACAGCGCAGCCAGAGCUGGCAGCGCCCUCCUGAGCCUCGGGCUGCCGCAGGGCCGGCACCAGCAGCGACCUCUCUGCGUGUCCCUUGCAGGGUGCCAGCAGCGCGGCUGCAAAGCUGCUCCCGAGGCCGAGCUCCCAAAGGAGCUGUCAGCACUCCUGAUGUCCCUGGAGCAAGAUGCUGAGUGUCCCAUGGAAACAGAUUCUGGCUUUGGGCGAGAGGGCAGUGAAUUCUGUUCCAUUCGUGGAGAUCUGAGUGAGGACCUGGACGAGGAAUCAGCAACACGGAAUAUACACAAAAGAUUGCUGGGUGAAUGGUUCAGGAGCCAUCCCGUGGGCACGGCGCUGCUGAUUCUGCUGCUCCUGGUGCUGCUGCUGGCUUUGGGGGCGGCCUUGGCUGUGCUGGCAGCAGCAGCAGCAGCAGCACAGGUUCCAGUGACACCUGCCACUCCGCUGUUGGUUCUGGGCUGUCCCCCUGGCUGGGUUGGCUACAAUGGGGUCUGCUACUAUUUCUCAAGGGAUUACAGCAGCUGGGAGCAGGCUGAGGAACGGUGCUCGGAGCUCGGGGCCUCCCUGGCCAUUCUGAAGGAUGAGGAGGAAAUGGGUUUGCUCUUCCGCCUCCGCGGCAACGGCGAUUACUGGCUCGGGCUGCGCAGACGGGGCGAGCGCCUGCACUGGGGGGACGGCAGCAGCUACAGCUCCCGGGUUCCUGUCCUCGGCAAUUCCGACUGUGUGUACCUGGCUGAGGAGAGAUUCAGGAGUGAGAACUGCUCAAAGGAGCGGCCGUAUGUCUGCAGCAAGGCCCAGGCUCCCCUGUAACAGGGGCUGCAGAAAGGACCUUCUCCACGCUGGGCAGUGCCAGCUUCACCUCUCAGCCCAGCCCAGGGCUGUCCUUGCUCAGCUGCACCCUGUGCCUGGAGUGAGUGCAUUGCCCUCAUUAUAUCUGGGAAAUACGGCUUACUAUUUACACUUUUUAUGAAUGUUUUUAAGAGAAAAAAUGUAUUAAGUCCAACACUGUGGUCCUCAGAUAUUUGCCUACUUAACUUAGACUGUGUUUUCUAUAUGUUGUUUUCUAGGGGUGCAUCCAUAUUUUUAAUAUUUACAUAAUAUAUAAUUGUUAUAAAUAUGAUUCUUAAUUCGGCUGAAUAAAAGAUGUAUCAAAAUA